Molecule: messenger RNA, 1917 nt
Organism: Cylindrotheca closterium
Lineage: Eukaryota; Bacillariophyta; Bacillariophyceae; Bacillariales; Bacillariaceae
Source: the annotation of a GenBank genome assembly
AUGGAACACGGUAACUGUCCCUACACGGCAACCAACAGCAAGCCGGGCGAGAAGAAACUACGCACACGCAUUCGCGUCGGCUUCUUGGCUGAGGCUUCGGUCGAGGCUGUCCAAGACUAUCUUCAUACCGGAUUACGUCAAUUGGGGAGAGGUGCUGGGUGCCACCCUUCUCCCUUGCAGUAUGGAGAAAUUGUGAAGAUCGGAUCAUGCUCGUUUAUUCCUGCAGAAGUCAACUUCUCAGCUUAUGCAAAGGAACUGAUGAGACUAUUUGAUUUUGAAGUACCGAUUUGUAUCAAGAUGGACUGGGUUUCUAUUCCGUACACGGGCCAAGCAAAGUACGACAAACGGUCCCCCGCAGUGACUAGUCCACAUUGUUUCACUCGGAGGAUUCAUGCCAAGAGAGUUGAUCGCACUUUGAGGUCAAUUCUCCACCCAGCAACUGCAAAACCUGACUUUCCAUUUGCAGCACCGGCCACCUACAUCAGUGAUUGGAAGUCGGCACAACAAGGUUUGCUGAGUGUUAAGGCCUACGGUCGGGUGAAGGAUGCGAUCCUUACCUUGAUCAGCAAGUUACGGGAUUACUACAUUUUGACGGAGGUUCUUUAUCCAGGCAUCAACUUCACAGGGAUGUUCAAGUUUGCUACUACAAGGUUGUACGGUUCUUGCACCCUGUUCAAACUGCUCUUGUCCAUCAAGGCUACUCCGGCCCAGGCUGAUCAGGCUUCCACAGCUGCCAAAGACAGACCCCCAACAACUGCCAACGACAACUCAUCUGAAGAGGAGGACGAUGAAUCCCAGGAGGGAGCGGGUUCUCUGUCCGGGCCAUUCACGAAGGUGACAAAGAAGAAGGUGAAGAAGAAGAAGAAGUCGCUCAUUUCCGAUAACCUAGAGAAUCAUUUUCUCAAAGAUCUAUCCCCGGCACAACGCAAGCUGGCUGAAGCCACCGACCGCAAACUGAAGAACGAUAUUGAUCGCCAUAAGGCAGGACCACUCUUCCUGAUGAUCCUUCCUGGAGAAAUGGAAGGCUCUUACAUCUUUGUAUGCCGCAAGAAGUACGGUCAGUUAGCUCGAAACGUGUUGAGAGGGAUAGUUCCGUUCUUGAUUCAUCACCUGUGCGAACUUACCAAUACGCAAGCUGAUCGAGUCUUGGGUAAAUGGAUUCCCAAAUCAGAGAUCCAGGCGACGCGUCGUAAGUGUUUGGUAUGGUGCACCAACACACUACGCGCUAUUGAGGCCUCCGAUCAGUCGACCAAGGUGGAGGAAGCUCUGGAGUUUUUGGACGAUGUGAUCGAAGACACCACUGAUGUCUACCAAGGUCAACUCUCGAUCGAUAUGGAUAUGGCGAAUGCCAAGGAUAUUGACGAUGGUCAAACGGUCACGGGGAUGCUGGAUGAAAUGCACAAACAUGAACAACAACUAGAGGAUGCCUUUGUGGAAAUUGAAGCUUGUGACAACGCCUUGGCGGCUAAAGACCAGGCCCUGGCUCAGCAGAAAGCCGCGACUGCGGCUCUUCAAGCCCAACUUGAGGUAUCUCCAGAUCGGUCCGAAUUCACUAUGCCACCAAAAAAGAGGAAAAGUAAGGAUACUUCCACAACUAAGAGGAGCGUUGACAGGUCUAAGGCUGGUCUUAAGCCGCCCACUAAGUCAACUUGUACCAGCACGUCUGUUCACUUUCAGCAGCCGAAGCAGCGCUCUUGGAACAUGUCUCAGGUCCAGGUGGACACAACUCAGAUGGGGGGUGAUACUACUACAGCUGUGUCUCAGGACGAAAGCCUCUCAUCUCUGACAGCGGCAUCUCCGCGAGGUGUACACCCAUUCUUUCUCCCUUCUCCAUCUGGCAAAUCCGGUACUAGCGGAUCUGCUAAGUUGCCUUCUUUGGCCGGCCGCGGAGCGCCUCGCUCCGCGGCAGGGCCAUGA